CAAGCUAACUCAGGGUUUCGAGCUCCGGAAGCCAAGCACUCCGACGCUCAUAUGUUGCGGAGAUUGGAGACCAGAGGCCUUUGCCGCAUUGUGAGUGCGGGCUGAUCGUUCGCGCACACGAGCUGAGCAUCGAAACACAAAGCCAGCUUAGCACCAUGCUUUUCUUUUCAUAUUUCAAGGAGCUGGUCGGCAAGGAGGUGAUUGUAGAGCUCAAAAAUGACUUGGCCAUCAGUGGUAUCCUGCACUCGGUUGAUCAAUACCUCAAUAUCAAAUUAGAGAAUACGCGUGUAGUUGACGAUACAAAAUAUCCUCACAUGCUUUCCGUUAAGAACUGCUUCAUCCGAGGUUCGGUGGUCAGAUAUGUGCAACUCCCACCUGAUGGUGUGGAUGUUGAUAUUCUGCAUGAUGCGACAAGGAGGGAGGCUCGUGGUGGAUAAAUCGCCAGCUUCGAAAUCCGGGCAUGGUGAUGGACGCAAUCAGCAUAUUGAAGUCUGAUAGUCCGCUGACAGUCAGCCGAGCGAAUAGGAGGUUACUGGACUUGAUGCAAAUCUUUUGUACAGAUACAGUUCAGAAAAAGUCUUGACCCUCUAAGAAUGUAUGUCGUAAAUUACCGCAUGAUGUGAUUCCUGGCAUAUGUCCGCCUCGACAAAUAAUGUCCGUUGUUCCUGGUCUGACGCCCUUGUUUGGGUCGUCUUCACAGCCGUGCAACUUUCGAGUUCAUCCUUUUUUAUUCACGACAUGUUAUAAUGAGGUCUUAGUAACUUGGAAAUUUCCAUGAAGCUUGUUUAUCUGCUUCAAAAAGAUCCAUGCUAUGCAUGAGAAGUCUGUAGUUUGCGUCUAUUCAGUUAUUCUGAUCGUGUUCAGGCACAUUACUUCAACAAAAUUAGAGCUUACAAAGGUACGGGAAUCGUGGAUAGUAGGUUGCUUUCAAAAAUAAAUUUGAAACAAACUGUUGUCUGCUUCUAAAGUCUUUUCUACUUGGCUUUAAUUCAGAUUAACUGUUGCUAACCCAA
This is a messenger RNA of Physcomitrium patens, 1013 nucleotides long. Its product is annotated as sm-like protein LSM2. The record is from RefSeq and is a predicted model, not a curated record. Gene Ontology annotation, molecular function: RNA binding. Gene Ontology annotation, biological process: mRNA splicing, via spliceosome. Gene Ontology annotation, cellular component: Lsm1-7-Pat1 complex; catalytic step 2 spliceosome; precatalytic spliceosome. Lineage: Eukaryota; Viridiplantae; Streptophyta; Bryopsida; Funariales; Funariaceae.